Molecule: messenger RNA, 2343 nt
Organism: Clavispora lusitaniae ATCC 42720
Lineage: Eukaryota; Fungi; Ascomycota; Pichiomycetes; Serinales; Metschnikowiaceae
Gene: CDC9
Product: DNA ligase (ATP)
Biological process (GO): DNA recombination; DNA biosynthetic process; lagging strand elongation
Cellular component (GO): nucleus; mitochondrion
Molecular function (GO): DNA ligase (ATP) activity; DNA binding; ATP binding
Source: RefSeq, a predicted model, not a curated record
AUGCUCUUUUCGAUCAUCUCAAAGAGACGCGUCCUCCUAUUACCACUUGCUUUCCAAUACCACGUCCGUCCUAUUUAUAAUUUACAUCACAUGGAACAGCAAUCGAUAUUGAGAUUUUUUGGGCUGAAUAAAGGUUCGACACAAAACAAAAGAAAGAGCGACACAGUGUCACCGCUGCCCAAAAAAUCUGCUCGUGUCGAGGAGCCAACGAAUCAAGACAUAGUAAAAAAUGAAGGCGAAGGAUCCACUCAUCCAAUUGAUCAAAGUCGCCUGAUUGAUGACUUACGAAGAACCGAAGGGAAGGUUAAAGAGAGUAUCAAGGAUGAAGAAGCAAGUAAGCUGGAAGAAAGCAGUAGUGAUGCGGCUGAGCUCGUCAAUGAAAAGAGCGAUGAACCUAUCGAUAAUAUUGAGGAUGCUAGCCGGCUUAUUGACAUGUCCAAGAAAAACCAUCAACAUCAACAAUUGAAUCCAAAUGCAAAGAUCCCAUAUUCUCGGCUUACUGACGUAUUGGACAAAAUCGAAAAGGAAUCAGGCCGUUUAAAAAUUACUGCUCUUGUCUCAGAGUUCCUUCUAGAAGUCCUAGAACAAUAUCCAAGUCCAGACAACUUGGUACGCGUUGUCUAUCUUUUCAUUAAUCGUCUUGGGCCCGAUUACGAACCGGAUUUGGAAUUGGGUCUUGGUGAGACUUUGCUUAUCAAAGCGAUCAGCGAGUGUUAUGGUCGUCUGGCUGCCAAAAUCAAAAAAGACUAUCAUGAGGCUGGUGACUUGGGCCUUGUUGCUCAGAAAUCUCGCCUGGGUCAACCGACUAUGUUCAAACCUGCUCCUUUGGAUGUUGACACAGUGUUUGAAAACUUAACUAAAAUUGCAAAGUCUACGGGAAAGGACUCGCAAACAAGAAAGAUUGGCAUCAUAAACAAAAUGCUCACGGCUUGUAACAUGAAAAGCAGCGAAGCAAAGUUUCUAAUCAGAUCAUUGGAGGGAAAGUUACGUAUUGGAUUGGCCGAGAAGACUGUUUUAAUCGCAUUAGCUCAAGCGUUCUUGAAUUUUGAGAACAAGACAUCUAAGAAAAUUCUGCCUGAACAGCUUACGAAGGCGGAGAACGUGAUUCGUGAGGCCUUUUCAUUGAUACCUAAUUACGAGAUCAUAAUCAGAAACGCCCACAAGUAUGGGAUUCUCAACUUAUUAGAGCAUUGCCAAUUAACUCCGGGUGUCCCCCUCAAACCAAUGUUAGCUAAACCAACCAAAUCUAUCGGAGAGAUUUUGGAUAGAUUUCAGGGUGAAGAAUUUACUUGUGAGUAUAAAUAUGACGGGGAAAGAGCCCAGGUUCAUCUACUCGCUGAUGGAAGCGUCAGAGUUUACUCCCGUAAUUCAGAGGAUAUGUCAGAGAGAUAUCCGGAUUUGCUUUCGAUUGUGAAGGAUUUCAUCAAAGUUACAACUAAUCUGGAAGAAAAGGAGUCUCCAAAGUCUAUGAUUUUAGAUUGCGAAGCUGUCGCCUGGGAUAGAGAGAAGCAAAAAAUUCUUCCCUUUCAAGUCUUGUCAACUAGAAAACGGAAAGAUGUUAAUGAAAGUGAUAUUAAGGUGCAUAUUUGCUUAUUCGCAUUCGAUUUGCUAUACUACAAUAAUGAGUCUCUUAUCACGAAGUCGUUAGAGGAGAGAAGAAGCUGUCUUUUCGAAAACUUCAAAACCAUAGAAGGGAAGUUUCAGUACGCAACAUAUAAGAACUCAUCGGACCUAGAUGAACUUCAAGCAUUUCUAGAUCAAUCAGUGAAGGAUUCAUGUGAAGGCUUGAUGGUAAAAAUGUUGCAUGGUCCUGAGUCUUUUUAUGAGCCUUCAAAGAGAUCAAGAAAUUGGUUGAAAUUGAAAAAGGAUUACUUGGCCGGUGUGGGUGAUUCCCUAGAUUUAGUGGUUGUCGGAGCUUAUGUUGGUAAAGGUAAGAGAACGGGAUCUUAUGGUGGCUUUUUAUUGGCGACUUAUAAUGAUGAUACGGGAGAAUACGAAACCACCUGCAAGAUUGGAACAGGAUUUUCUGACGAGGACCUCGCGUCGUUGUACGCUAAAUUGAAACCAACGGAGAUUUCUAGGCCUAAGCCUUUCUACGUUUACGACACAAAGAAUUCUAAUGCUGUUCCAGAUGUAUGGCUUGAGCCAACCUUGCUCUUUGAAGUUUUGACUGCGGAUCUCUCUUUGAGUCCGAUUUACAAAGCAUCUCAUCAAGAGUAUGGUAAAGGUAUUUCCUUGAGAUUUCCACGAUUUAUCAGAACUAGAGAGGAUAAAGGUGUUGAAGAUGCCACUACGUCUAGCCAAAUCGCAGAGUUUUACGAGAGGCAGGCAAACGUUAAUUAG